AUGUCAGCAGCCAAGCUGCUGGCUGAAUCUGGGCUUAGUGUUGUGGUUCUAGAGGCCCGUAACAGAGUUGGAGGAAGGACUUUCACGGUUAAGAACAAGCACGUUAACUAUGUAGACGUUGGUGGAGCGUAUAUAGGACCUACACAAAACCGGAUCCUCCGACUGGCCAAGGAACUGGGUAUAGAGACGUAUAAAGUCAAUGUAGCAGAGCGUCUUAUCCAUUAUGUGAAGGGGAAGUCCUACCCAUUCCGGGGUGCAUUCCCUCCAGUAUGGAAUCCCAUAAUUUACCUGGAUUAUAACAAUCUGUGGAGGACAAUGGAUGAAAUGGGGAAAGAGAUCCCUGCUGAUGCACCCUGGGCGGCCCCACAUGCUGCAGAAUGGGACAAAAUGACAAUGAAAGAGCUGACUGACAAAAUUUGCUGGACCAAAACUGCCAGAGAGUUUGCUACUCUCUUUGUGAACAUCAAUGUUACCUCUGAGCCACAUGAGGUCUCUGCUCUCUGGUUCCUGUGGUACUUGAAGCUGUGUGGGGGGACAACCAGGAUAUUUUCCGUAACCAAUGGGGGGCAGGAGCGGAAGUUUGUUGGGGGUUCUGGUCAGAUUACAGAAAGGAUAAAGGACCGCCUCAAAGGCAGAGUUAAACAGGAGAGGCCUGUAGUUCGCAUUGAUCAGUCAGGUGAUAAUGUCAUCGUGGAGACUCUAAACCAUGAGAUAUAUGAGGGCAGUUAUGUGAUUAGUGCCAUCCCCCCAGGCCUGACUACAAAGAUCCAUUUCAACCCAGAACUACCAUCAGAGAGAAACCAGUUAAUUCAUCGUCUUCCUAUGGGUUCUGUCAUUAAAUGUAUGAUGUACUAUAAAGAGGCCUUCUGGAAGAAGAUGGAUUACUGUGCCUGCAUGCUUAUUGAGGACGAAGAAGCUCCAAUUUCAAUAACCUUAGAUGAUUCCAAACCUGAUGGAUCUGUGCCUGCCAUUAUAGGUUUUAUCCUUACAAGAAAGGCCUAUAGACUUGCACAUGUCAGCAAAGAAGAGAGGAAGAGAAAAAUCUGUGAACUGUAUGCCAAAGUGAUGGGCUCAGAAGAGGCUUUAUAUCCAGUGCAUUAUGAAGAAAAGAACUGGAGUGAAGAACAGUAUUCAGGGGGAUGUUAUACAGCCUACUUCCCACCAGGCAUCAUGUCUCAAUAUGGAAGGACCAUUCGCCAGCCCCUCGGCAGGAUCUACUUUGCUGGCACGGAGACCGCUACUCAAUGGAGCGGGUACAUGGAGGGGGCUGUGCAGGCGGGAGAGAGAGCAGCAAGAGAGAUAUUGUACGAGAUGGGAAAGAUCUCAAAGGAUGAAAUCUGGAUGCCUGAACCAGAGUCGGAGGAUGUCCCAGCCUGGCCAAUCACUACUACCUUUUGGGAGAGAAACUUGCCAUCUGUACCAGGACUGCUGAAGCUCGUUGGAUUUUCCACUUUCUUCACUUCAGUGGCUGCCGUUGGGCUGUUUGCCUACAAAAAGGGGCUGCUAGCUCAAAACUAA
Molecule: messenger RNA, 1518 nt
Organism: Emys orbicularis (European pond turtle)
Lineage: Eukaryota; Metazoa; Chordata; Testudines; Emydidae
Product: amine oxidase [flavin-containing] A-like
Exons: 14
Coding region: 1-1518 (505 amino acids)
Cellular component (GO): mitochondrion
Molecular function (GO): primary methylamine oxidase activity; flavin adenine dinucleotide binding
Source: RefSeq, a predicted model, not a curated record